AUGGAUCCUUGGGCUGGAGGCGACAGAGUGAGCGAGAGCAGUACUCGCCGCCAUGUACCCAUCAGUAGCAUCAGAGAACCAUCUGAGCAUUUAUCUCCCAGGGCCAGUCACCGAAUCGAUUCCCAACAGCCAGAAGAACGUCGAGACACGGCCUUUACUUCCCACCCAGACAAAGAUGAAGUUUACGAGGCCUUCACUGAUAUUGACCUGGGACCAGAGCUGGAGAAACAGGGAGUGCCACCUCGCCCCAGCCGGAGGGUUCUUGGGCUGGUGACCCUCCUCAGAUACUACGACAACCAGCUUGUGCCUGAACUGGGUGUCGGAGUACAAUUUGACUCAGUCCUCCUUGUCAUGGUCACAAUCUUCCGAAUCUCACUCAUGGCCUUCGUUGGCUCUUGCCUAAGCCAAGGCGCGUGGCUUUGGGUAUCGGAAAUCUCGCAACAACGUUACAACCAUGAUGCGCUGCUGUCGGACUUCAGUGUCUUUGACGGAUCGUCUCGGGGAAUACGAGGCAGCUUGCGCUUGCUCUGGCGGAUGAAGCUCAAACAUCUUGGGUGUAUCGGUGCGCUUAUCAUUAUCCUAUCACACUGGUUCGAGACCUUCAGCCAGCAAAUGGUUCUCUUUGAGCAGCGUCCCCGAAUUCUCAACCGUGGCGUUGACUCCGGUAAUACAUUGGAUGUUCCCAUGGAUCCAGCAGCCGAGUUCAACAUCUUCAAAGUCGCUCCGUCCAACGGGACAUCUCAUCCAAUCAAGUCGACAAACCGGGCUUACUUCUCGGUUUUUGACAUGCUCUCCCUCGUCCAAUCUGAGGAUCAGGGAUUGUCGGUCACGGGUACCGAGUGUGCUCUAUGGUUCUGUGUCCAGAGUUUCAAGCUCCUGGUCUUUGAUGGAACGCACAAUGAGACCAUUGUGGGAAACUGGUCCACCACGGAACUUGCACAUGCCGGUGGUGGCAAUCUCCACGGCGCUGGAUAUUCCUUCAUCGGCCUGCCCGAGCAUCUGAAUGCUGACAACACGACGACCUACUCAGUAUCCAAUGAGGCCAUAACCGCUUUGCGAACGUUCAUGGCUGAUAUAACGUCUGGAGUGGUCCGCGCCGACACAAACAUGUUAGAUUACUCCUCGGACUGGGUUGAAGCCAUGUGGAACGCAACCAAUACCCUGCAAGCCUGGAUGGAGAGCUUCACGCAAGCCAUGACAGCCGAGUUUCGUGUCAAUGGGAGACUCUCCAACGGGUUAGGCGGCACCAAGGUUUAUGCUGGAUCUGCCACUCAGCUCGCCCCUUUCAUUAGAGUCCAGUGGUGGUGGAUGUUCUAUCCCGGCUGCAUGCUACUGAUCAGUUUCUACUACUUCUUUCGCACCGUUGUUAUCAGUGCUCGUCAUGGCGUGUCUGCCUGGAAAGGAGAUGCGUUGCCCAUGUUGUUCGUCCGAGUCGACGACAACAUCCAUGCCCACGUUGGGGAUGGCAUGGACGUGCCAGAUGGCUUGAUGGGGAGAGUUGGGAAUAUCCGGAUUGCCAUGUACAGGGAUGAAGAUGGACAAUGGAGAUUCAGCUCCUCGGUGACACCGGCCACCACCAGCAUCUUUUCCUACACAGUCACUCAACCUUGUGAUGGAAGCACCUUCUUCAUCCAUAUCGAGGAAGCAGUUCGGCAGCCGACGAUUUCCACUGGCCGUCUCCAGCGGGGACAAACAAACCCGAUCCCCGAAUGUCAAGGGCUGGAGGGACGCGCACCCGGGACUGGGAUGAUGGCGGUCAACACCAAUAAGAUAUCAUGA
Messenger RNA from Neurospora tetraspora, 1779 nucleotides. RefSeq lists its product as uncharacterized. Bases 1 to 1779 code for a protein of 592 amino acids. The record is from RefSeq and is a predicted model, not a curated record. The transcript has 6 exons. NCBI's taxonomy places the organism in Eukaryota, Fungi, Ascomycota, Sordariomycetes, Sordariales, Sordariaceae.